AAAAAAAUCUUAUGAAUUAUGAGAAACUAGGUUGAACUUGAACCUUCUUCUAGUAGAAUGUGAUUAAAACAUACUUCAUAUUGGUUAGCGUAGAUUUUGUUUGCGGUAAUUAGUUUCCUCACUUUUCCUGAACUCUUACAUGCACCUAUAAUGGAAAUUGACAACCUAGAUGUAUACCUGAUUGUGUGAGCUUUCUCCACUCCCUGCCAAUGACAAUUAUGUUAGAAAGAAAAAGCUAUUCUAAUCCAAAGAAAGAGAGACGGCUGAUAUUUCAUUGAGUUCGACAGGAAAAAGCCCACGGAAGAACUCCCCCUUAACAGUUCCUGAUGGCUGCAUUUGAUGAGCUGAAUUUGUAUGCUAUUGAGACAUCGUUGCAUUGUCUUCCCAAUUUGUCUCUAUAGGGUGUUUUGAAGACCAUGCAACAUGGCCUUCACAUGGUUAAAUCAUUUGGAUUUGGUCACCAUCUUCUGAAGAAGAAUGCUAUUUCAUGAUUACCUAUUAUGGUCUCUGCCUCUUAUUGACAAUGAUGGCUUAUCCUUUGAAUAAUAUACAUCUGUGUUUUCGUUUUCAUUCACUGAACAUGGGAAGUUGCCUUUAAGAGCUUACCCCCUUGUUGAUAGUGUCUUAGUCAGAUGAGCUAUUGCUAUGGGAUGACUUGGAAGUAGUUCCAAGCUUCGGUGUUUGGUGAUAUAUCUUAAUAAUAGGAGUUCUGUUUGCUGUCUUUUGUGCAGGUGGUUGGGUGCCAUGGAAUAUGAAAGAAAACGAAAGGGGAGCAGGGAAGACAGAUUGGCUGCCCAUAUGGGCUUUAAAGAACCACAUCCAAACUAUUUCUCAAGAAGAAAUACUUUUAAGAUAUGGCCAUCAAGAAGUCAUCAAACAAAGGACUUCCUCAAACAGCAGCUCUGAAGCAGAUUCUGAAAAGAUGUUCAAGUUUCGGGAAGAAGCAAGGAUACGAACAGCUUCCAGACGAUGUACCGAAAGGUCACUUUGUCGUCUACGUCGGAGAGAACAGAAGCAGAUACAUUAUCCCAAUCUCUUGGUUGAAUCAUCCAGAGUUCCAGACUCUACUUCAAAGUGCAGAAGAGGAGUUUGGGUUUAAUCCUGACAUGGGUCUUACUAUCCCUUGUCAAGAAGUCGUUUUUCGCUCUCUAACAGCGACGAUCAGAUGAAGCAAGAUACCAUUAUAUCUGACAGACUCUUUGAUAUUCUUCAAAACACCUCUAGUUAAUUAACUAGAUUUGAUCAUUCACCCUUAACCCCAACACCAAAAAAAGAAAAGAUGGUGUUGGUUGUUUGUAUAAUUGUAUAUGUACAUUGCUUUAUUUUCAUGGAGGUUCUUUUCCUAGCAUUAGCUAGCAGCAGUGCUAGUUUGGUCCUUGGGACAUAAGUGAAAGAAAAACUCUUGCUUUUGCUUGUAUGCUGUAGUCUUGGACACAAACUAGUGAUGCCUAAGUUGUAAUGAAGAACUUUAAUCAGAAUUAAUAAUGUGUUUCCAUGAAUUGGUGUGAAUACUACAUAGACGUGCUUAAUCAACUCACUCGUGCUUAACUCCGAGGGUUGGCUAAGUUGGUUCAAACUCACGAGUCUUAGGUUAUAGUGAGGUAC
This is a messenger RNA of Tripterygium wilfordii, 1605 nucleotides long. RefSeq names its product auxin-responsive protein SAUR50-like. Gene Ontology annotation, biological process: response to auxin. The transcript is spliced from 2 exons. Bases 855 to 1169 code for a protein of 104 amino acids. Lineage: Eukaryota; Viridiplantae; Streptophyta; Magnoliopsida; Celastrales; Celastraceae. The record is from RefSeq and is a predicted model, not a curated record.